AUGAAUUUCUAUUUCUUUAUUUAAUAUGCAGUUGAAGCAGAAGCAAAGCUUGAGGAAAUCAGGAUACUCUUAGCAAGCUAGAACAAUUUUGAGCCAUUUACAAGUAAAAUAAUUAUAACAAAAUUAGCAUACAAAAGAUUAGAUUAGCCAAGAACCGGAGGAUUGAGACCGGAAAACAUCUUUGAAUUUUUAUAUGACAACGAAAUUUAAGUGGAUUAAAAUGAACUUGAUUAUAUUUUCAAGGUUUUAGAUGAAGAUUCUGAUGGUUUAGUAACUUAUUAGGAGUAUUAUUGUCACAUAAAUAAUUAGCUUCAAGAAUGCGAUUUUACCUAAGAUGAAUGAUUAAGUUAAAGAUUAAGCUUUAAAUCAUAAGAGUUAUGAUCUUCCUGUAGAUAUGUAAUUACCAAAAGAGAUCGAAACAUAAUUGUCAUAAUUUUUUAAUUAGAUAAAAUAAAAUUAUUUGUAAAUUAUAUUAUUAUUUCUUAGAUAAUAUUAGUAAAUACAAGAAAAAAUUGACUUGAAUUAAUUGGAUAUUUAUGAUAAUGAUAAUUAAAUAACAGUUGAUUCCUUGAAGAAUUGGUUGUAAUAAUAAGGAGAAGAUAUCAGCAAUGAAAUCCUUGAGAAUUUUGUUGCUAUUAUUUAAGGAUAACAACAAUAGCUCUAAAAUUUAUUAGAUCAAAUUUAUACAGAAAAUUAAGAGGAACAAGAAUAGAAAGUAGAAGAAAAUGUUGAUUAAGAAUAAUAAAAUGAACAUUAAGAAUAAGCUCUACAAGAAGAGGAAUUGGAAUAGCCACAAUAAAAAGAUACAGAUUAAGAUUUAAAUGAUACCUAAAAUAAUCAAUAAGAACAAUAGUCAUAAGAAAUUGAAUACAAAUCUUUGGAUUACAAAAAUCAAAAAAAUGACUCUUAUGAUGAUAUUGAUUAUCAAAUUCAAUAACUAAAGAAUAAGAUAAAAAAAUUAGAAGUUGUUUUAGGAUAGAAAAAUACAUCUCCUAUAGGAUCACUAUUGAAGAAUGAAUACAAUAGAGAGUUAUUAAACUUCUCAAGAAUGAAUUAUCAAAGAAAAUUCAAUCCAUCCUCUCCAACACAGAAGAAUGAUUUGAUAAGAUAAUAAUUAAGGUUAGACGAAGAAAUAAAAUUAGAAGAAAUAAAAUAAAAAAUCCUAAUAACAUAAAUAAAUAAUUCAGCCAAAAUUAAUUCUUCUGGAUUUUAUUCAAAUAGAUUGUAAAAGUAAUUAAAUAAAUUUAUGUUUUAGUCAAAUAUUCCAAAGUCCCCUUAAUUAAUCAAAAUCAAAGUAUAUAUCUGAUAAUUCUGGAAAUAAAGUAAGAUUAUUUAUGAUUUUUAUAGUAUAUUGGCAGUAAUAGAAAGCAGUAUCCAAAUUUCUUCUAGAAAUCAAUUAAUUUUAGCAAUAGAAAAUUUUGA
Molecule: messenger RNA, 1422 nt
Organism: Paramecium octaurelia
Lineage: Eukaryota; Ciliophora; Oligohymenophorea; Peniculida; Parameciidae
Source: the annotation of a GenBank genome assembly